Messenger RNA from Manduca sexta (tobacco hornworm), 3746 nucleotides. RefSeq names its product annexin B9 (gene Anxb13). The record is from RefSeq and is a predicted model, not a curated record. Gene Ontology annotation, cellular component: cytoplasm. The coding region runs from base 231 to 1709 and encodes 492 amino acids. Gene Ontology annotation, molecular function: calcium ion binding; calcium-dependent phospholipid binding. The transcript has 9 exons. Lineage: Eukaryota; Metazoa; Arthropoda; Insecta; Lepidoptera; Sphingidae.
UGGUAGCACUGGCAUUUGGUUCAUUGAAUUUGCUAUUGGUAUUUGGUUUGUCACUUUGGUUUGCCACGAGAUACAAUAGCACACGGAAGUUCCCGGCAAAAAUAAUUAAAAUAGUGCUUGAGUAAGCCGUGAUCUCGGUUUUUCGUGUCUUACAAAUUAGUCAUCGAACCUUGUGUUUGAGAAAUCCUUUACUCAGUGCGUGUUAUUGCUCAAAUUAUUAGUUUUUAACCAUGAAUCCGUAUCAACAGGGCAAUUCACCAUACCCACAACAGCAAUAUCUGCAUAAUAUUGGAUUUAACAACGCCGCCCCACAAUCUUUCGGGAAUCCAAUGCCCAUGCCUGGCCUCCCCACUAUGGGCUACCCAGCGCCUCAACCUGGCUACCCAAAUGCACCCGGCAACCCUCAGGUACCUCAGGGUUUUCCCCAAACUAGCCCCGGGUACCCUGGCCAGACUUAUCCCCAAAAUGCUCAAUGUACGCCACAGGGGUACCCUCAAUCAGCUCAAAGUGGUUACCCACAAUCUGCUCAAGGUGGUUACCCGCGACCUGCCCAAGGUGGUUAUCCACAAUCUGCUCAAACUGGUUAUCCACAAUCUACCCCAGGUGGAUACCCACAGUCUGCCCAGCCAGGGUACCAAGGUGCCCGCCCACAAGGCUAUCCACAAUCUAAUCAGUACCAAGGAUAUCCAGCCCAUAACCAAUCUCAUGUCCAAAGUCAGCAAGCUUACACAUCAUCAUCCUCUGUGCCUGCAAUGCCAAAGUCCAAACCCACCGUGGUGCCAGCGAAUCCCUUCGAUCCUCGCGAGGAUGCGGCGGUGCUGCGCAAGGCUAUGAAAGGGUUUGGAACUGAUGAGAAGGCCAUCAUCCACGUCCUGACCAAACGCUCUAAUGAGCAGCGUCUGCGCAUCGCUUACGAAUUCAAGACGCUUUAUGGAAAGGAUCUUGUGUCAGACUUGAAAAGUGAGACUAGUGGGAAGUUUGAGGAUAUUCUGGUCGCGUUGAUGACUCCGCUGCCACAGUUCUACGCGAAGGAACUUCACGACGCCAUCGCUGGCAUCGGCACUGACGAAGACGUCCUCAUCGAAGUCAUGUGCACCAUGUCCAACCACGAGAUCAAUGUCAUCAAGCAGACCUACACGGCCAUUUACGGCAAUUUGUUGGAGGACGAUCUGCGCGGAGACACGUCUGGGAACUUCAAGAGGCUGAUGACGUCAUUGUGCAUGGGCAACAGAUCGGAGGACUUCCACGUCGAUCAGGAAAAGGCGAGGCAAGAUGCCAGGAGCUUGCUGCAAGCUGGCGAGCUCCGUCUGGGCACAGACGAAUCCGUGUUCAACUCAGUGCUAUGCUCGCGUUCGUUCCCGCAGCUGGCGGCCGUGUUCAACGAGUACCAGUACCUCACCGGACACGACAUCGACGACGCGAUCAAAGCGGAGUUCUCCGGACACAUCGAGAAGGCACUCAGGGCUAUUGUGAAAGUGGUACGCAACAAGCCGUUGUUCUUCGCGGAGCGUCUCCACAAGUCGAUGAAGGGUCUCGGCACGAACGACAGACAGCUGAUCCGCAUCAUGGUGACCCGUUGCGAGGUGGACCUCGGCGACAUCUCCGAGAUGUUCCAGCACAAGUACGGCGAGUCGCUGCAGAGCUGGAUAGAGGGAGACUGCUCCGGGCACUAUAAGAAAUGCUUGCUGGGAUUGUUGGGGCUUUACUAAGCCGUUUUUAUUCUUUAUUCAGUCCCCACGACUAUAUUUACAUAUACCUUAAGAUCUACUGUAAUUAACGAUCUGCUGUCGCAAAAUCUCAAUACAUAAAGUUUUAUUUAAAGUAUUAUUUUGAAGAUUAUUUUAAAAUUAGUAUUCUAUAUUUUGGCAAAUAGUAUAUUAGUAGUAUAUUAUUUUUGGCAAAUAAAGUUAAUAAUGCAGACAUUUAUAAAAUAAAUGGUUUAAGUUUAUAUAUCUAGAAAUAUUACAAGUAAGAUUCCAAACUUUUAGUUUGUAUGAGAUUGUAAAAAAUCUUACAAAAAAUAUAUAUGAUUAUUUUUAUAAGUGAUACAUGGUAUUUAAAGACCUUGACAUUGAUUAUUAUAUUAACAUGAUACAUGUGGAAUUGAUGUUGCUAUAUAAAAUACGCUGAAUAUAUUAAUAAGCCAAUAUGAAGCAUGUAAAAUGCAUGUCUUAAGUACAUUGUUAGAGUACCUAGUGAAGUAAUCACUCACGCAGUUUUGCGGAGCCUAGGAUUAUACAGAAGUCGUGCCUAUCCUUUUUCUAAAAGUGUUGUAGCGUGAUGUGAUCCGGAAUAUGUUUUUUUUACUUCCCGAUGAUUUAGCACUUCUCAUACUAAGAGAAGUGAUGAUUCUGAAACGACAACGCGUGCGGACAUUUUGAAUAAAUUAAAGGCUCGUAACGCUCUUCUACAACAUUCAGAUUAAGUGUCUAUUGACUCCUGUGCGAAAGGCUUUAGGGUUGUAUAUACCAUUCUCAAAAACAAUCCAAUUAAAUAUCUACUUGAGAUCUUAUUCAAAUGUGCCAUUAUUGAUAUGGCCUUAUCUAUAAAUACGGCACGUAGUGCACGCCAGUGAGCGACCGUAACGCAACAACUUCAAACUUGUCGAGUAUUUCUUUCGUCCAUGACCAUCACUUAAGACGUGCAUAUAUAACGUUUUUAUAUUUAUAAAUAAUCAUUCCACAGUUCCUUCAGUGCCUUAUGUUUACGAAAUAAUGCCUUGUAAUUAUUCGUGCCUGAUAAUCUUACGGUUCCGUAGAGUUAAUAAAACUCAUGUCGAUACUUUAAAAUAAGUAAUAAAUACAUGAUAAGACGCCUCAAAAUUAGGGUGAAUAGUUCACGACUAGCUUUACAAUUUGUCAGUAACUUCCGACUAGCAAGUGUCAGGUAUUGUAGUCUGACUAGCGAUGUAGCUAUGUCGUGGUUAAGAUAGCCUCUGAAAAACGUACAUUCUUAUUAUAAUUGAUCAUCAAAACACUCAACUUCAGAAAUGUUUAGACUAGACUAUGCACCGACUAGCUUAGUCUUGACUGAGACUAAACUAGUCUUGACUAGCAAAUUUUACUCGACUAGUGAUACUCAUAAGUCAGGCUAUAAAAUAAGGAGUUGUUUUUCGUUAUAUAUUAUAACUUUGGAUUCUUUGUAUUUAAUCAAUACUAGAUACACUAUUAAAUAUUGUUUAUAUAUACAAUAUUCUAUAUAUUGUUUAAAAAAUUCGUCACAAACGUGCCAACAGUGAACAUAAUAUAAUAGUAUACGGAAAUUAUAUAAAUAUUCUACGUUAUAUGUAUUGGCUGUUGUUGAUUUCUGCCUUCGCUGAAAGCUGCAGUAGAUUCAAUAGUUUUCGUUCUAUAAAAUAUCCCACCAACUGCUCACAAGGAACAUACCAGCAGAUCCAACAUCAAAAUACUUUUAUAAAAAAUAAUUUCUUUAAUAAACCAUUUCAUUAAUUGAUGGUGUAAUUCUACAUUAUAUUACGAUAUAUUACGUCAAUUUUCAAUCAUUAAAACGGAUCUAAGCUCGUGCUACACGCAUUUAAUUACUUUCAUAUACAUUAUAAGGUUUAAGAAUAGUAAAAUAGUAAUAAAAUGACUUACUUUUUAAAUGGCGUACGCUUGGCUUAUUACUAAGGAAACUGGUAAUGCCAAAUUAUUUACAUUUUAUAUAAUGGCUUUGUGAAUUUUUACAAUUCUACGUGCUUAUUCUAUGUUCUCUCGAAGAGAUUGAAAUAUAAAAUAUUAAAUUAA